GUCCGAUAGAAGCCAAGGAGCGGGACAUAUAAACAGCUAUACGGAAGUGAGUGUCGUAAAAUCUGGCCUUUUGCAGGAAGUAGAAGAAAAUAACUAUGAUGGAAGUACUGCCUAUUAUCUGGCCCUGGAGAUCCAAGUAAAUGGCAUGUCCAUGAAGGGGAAUUCUUUCCCCUAUGUCUCACCCGCUAACAGCUUCAUACUUCUUCAGACAUGCAGGGAAUCAUUCUGUUCCUCAAUGGGCUUGGCUGGACCCUGGACAUGUUGUUCCUGUUGCUGGACUUAAAUUACAUGCUUGUUUCCUCUGUUGUAUCAGUUUUGUGUUGGACCAUUUGCUUUAUCUUUAACCUUCCCUGGACCCUGACCAAUGGCAUUCUUCAGUUGUGGGAAGCUGUAUUGGGAUUUGUGCUUAUGGUUGGUGAUUCUUCCUGCAGCCUUGCACUGGGCACAGUGCAGACAUUAGUGGAUGCUUUAUGGGGAUGCCUUGCUGGUUUAGACAGUUUGAAGUUGAUAUGGAACUUGUUGUGCCACCUACUAUUCCGCAGUAGGGAGCUGAUCCAUCGAGGGCUGCUGAAUAUCACAUUCUCUGUACAGACUUUUCACAGGAAUUUCUGGGAAGCAUUAAGUAUCACUGGAGGUUUGGCAGCUUACUUGGUUAAUAGCCUGGUAAACAUAUGUCUUAUUGCCAUCCAAAACAUUUUAUCAGCUGCAGUGGCUCUAUGGCUUUCCAUGGUCAAUGUCAUCUUAAUGGGAGCAGAACUAAUGUUUAUGCUGCUGUCUCAGUUUUCCAACAGUGCUGUGGCAGUGGCAAUUCUCUUGUGGACGCCUUGUCAACUGAUUUUAGAUGGCUUUGCAUCACUUAGUAGGGGAGUAGGAAUAAUAUUUUAUCAACACCUGUACAAGAUUCUUAUAUUUCUGCUUCUCGCCAUUAUUUGCAGAAUCAUUUUUAGACCUUCCCCUGCUGUACGCCAAUUUCAGUUGAAAGUAAUUCAGAUAUACCGCAUGGCCCUUGUGCUUGCCUGGUCACUGCUGCAUUGUGAGGUUUUGAGAAGGGUUAUUGCAAAAAGUGCUCAGAUAAUACGAAUGUUUAGAAUAUAUGGAGCAACCCUGGUCAGAGGAUGGAACUUGAGAAGAACCAGGAUACAAAAUCCACCUGCUAGGCCUGCCACUGUGCAGAAUCCAGCACGAAUAAGGGAGCGGAACCAAGUUCCCAUGAGAGAGCAAAAUCCGCCUUUGAGACCUAUUCAGAGCACAGUUCCUAACAGGGUACAGAACACACAACCUGCAACACACAUUCCUCAAGCCAGCUCAGCAUUCACAAAGAGAGGAGAGCCCUCGCAAGAUCCAUGGAAGUUACUGAAGCAGCAGGAAGAGAGCAAAAAAUGUGUUAUUUGCCAAGAUGAAAAUAAAACUGUGCUCCUUUUGCCUUGCCGCCACCUAUGCCUCUGUGCCUCCUGCACAGAGAUCCUUCUGCAGCAGCCUGUCCAUCAGCGCAACUGCCCACUGUGUAGACAGAUGAUUCUGCAAACUCUAAAUGUCUAUAUCUGACCAUCCUGCAAUGAGUUAUCACUAUGCUGGACACUGACUUGGAUUACACUGACCUAAAGGAUUUAAAUAGGUUGAGAAAAUGUGAAAAAUUAAAUAUUUUGAAAUGUUUA
Messenger RNA from Xenopus tropicalis (tropical clawed frog), 1655 nucleotides. It is a transcript of the gene rnf26, whose product is annotated as ring finger protein 26. The coding region runs from base 211 to 1545 and encodes 444 amino acids. Gene Ontology annotation, molecular function: ubiquitin protein ligase activity. The transcript has 2 exons. Gene Ontology annotation, cellular component: endoplasmic reticulum membrane. Lineage: Eukaryota; Metazoa; Chordata; Amphibia; Anura; Pipidae. The record is from RefSeq and is marked provisional.